AUGAAUUUGUUCUAUUCAUACCAAGAACAGCUAGGAAUUGUUUCUCUCCUUUAUGGCAGGAAAUUAAAGCAAAGGUAUCUUUUGUACGUAUAACCCGUGAAGCAAAGGUGACUUUCUCCUUUUGCAACUUCUACGAAUCUACGAACAUAUAAAGGGAGCCAACCAGGUAGCAAGGUGAGAAAUACUCCAGGAGGGAAGGCUCUAGCCGCUCUACACCAUACCGGCCUAUUCCUGUUGGAGAAGUCCAACCAACGAAGCAGUUCGUCUCCACAAGGAGCAGAAAGCUAAUCUAUCAGGUUCACGCUUCUUGUUCCAAUUGUAGCUUUCCCCAUGGGUUCCAAGAAGAAUGAUGCACCGACCUGGGCGGAGCAGUGGGGCUCCGGCGGGGACGAAAAAGACACCGGCGGCAGCGGUGGAAACCUGAACGGCGAGAAGAAGACUGUCACCGGCAAUGUGAAGGCUGCAGCCUCCGAGACCUACGUCAAGGCGAAGGCGGCCUCGCUGGUUGGAGCGCAGAAGGUCAAGUCUGGGACUAGCAGCGGCAUCAAGUGGGUCAAGGAACAGUACCAAAAGAGGGUUUCCAAGUGAGCUCACAAUUAUUAUGACCAUCUAGUCAUAUCUUAGCAGUAUUGGUCACAGCAGCAAAGGUAUAAGGUUAUCUGGAAAACGUUGCUGAUCUUUUACCGGUUAACGCCAGAGAUGUGCCUCUAGCGUGCAACAACUUGCUAGGUUUCUCCAUUAUGAACGUUGAAGUUAUUAUGUGCUUUAGUGAGAAGACAAGUUUGGAUUUGAUAUCUUGUGUCAUCUUGCUUUUGUUGGGAUUUGUUAUUUGUAUGGCGAUGAAGAUAGUAUUAUUUCCAA
Messenger RNA from Brachypodium distachyon (stiff brome), 861 nucleotides. RefSeq lists its product as uncharacterized. The transcript has 2 exons. NCBI's taxonomy places the organism in Eukaryota, Viridiplantae, Streptophyta, Magnoliopsida, Poales, Poaceae. The record is from RefSeq and is a predicted model, not a curated record. Bases 331 to 588 code for a protein of 85 amino acids.